CAAACAACUGGAAAAAUAAUAGAAAUGAGUUGGUCAGAAAGCUUCUGAGAGCAGAGCUGCAUUAGAGUGAGGGAGUGAAGCGGAGUGACUGAUCAUAUUCCAGCCGAGGGGAAUCUGACGGGCUGAAACGGCCCUGAAGGAGUCACACACACACACACACACAUGUGUGUAAAACACUCCUCCUGCGGCCCCAUGCAGCUGUGAGGCCCUGAGGAGGUCUCUCUCUCUCUCUCUCUCUCUCUCUCUCUCUCUCCCGCCCUCCCUCGCUCUCUGUGUGUGUGAAUCAGAGCGGUGCAGAGCUGCUGCCGGGAGUCUCCGGCUGGCUGGCGGAAUGUGCGGAGUGGCGCACCGGUGCUCUGUGUGGAUUUAACCGUCUCACGUUUGGAUUACCAUUGGGAUUGCUUUGGGAAUAUUGCCGGAUCGUGCUUGUGAAAUCGAGGAUGAGCUGUCAGCAGCGCGUGUGGAUUACAGAAGCAGGAGGAACCUGAGAGGGGACGCGUUUCUCGUCGACCUCGGGCGUCUGCCGACCGUCUCCAGCUCACGCUGGAAUACCGUGAUUAGCUCCAGGAGUUUAGGGACCAUGAACUCCGGAGUGGCUGUGAACGCUGGCAGGGAACCGGUGGCCGAGGGAAGUGAGCUUCAUCUGGCUGCGCUGGCGUCUCUGAAGGGUGACGUGGUGGAGCUGAACCAGCGGCUGCUGCAGACUGAGAGAGAGAGAGAAGCGCUGGAAAAGAGACUGGCCAAAGCACAGUGUGAGCAGUCUCAUCUGCUGCGGGAACAUGAGGAGGUUCAGGAGAGAACGACGCUGCGCUACGAGGAGCGAAUCACAGAGCUGCACAGCAUCAUCGCUGAACUCAACAAGAAGAUAGACCUGCUGCAGGGCUCCACCAUCAGGGAGGAGGAUGAGUUUUCCGAGCUUCGCUCCGAUCUCAGUCACAGCCAGCAGGAAGUCAACGACGACGACCGGAGCGUCGAUCAGGACCCCGACCAGGCGUCCAUCUCACUGCCUGAAAACCAGUCCACACUGGUCACUGCGGACAUGGAUAACUGCAGUGACCUGAACUCGGAGCUGCAGCGGGUUUUGACGGGACUGGAGAGCGUCCUGUGCGGCCGUAAGAAGAGCACCUGCAGCCUGUCUGUGGCGGAGGUGGACAGACACAUCGAGCAGCUGACCACCGCCAGUGAACACUGUGAUCUGGCCAUUAAGACGGUGGAGGAGAUCGAGGGCGCUCUGGGCCGCGAUUUCUACCCCAGUCUGUGUGAGGAGCGUGUGCGCUGGGAGAAGGAGCUGGCCGGCCUGCGGGAGGAGAACGAGAGCCUGACGGCGAUGCUGUGCAGUAAAGAGGAAGAUCUCAACCGCACCAAAGCCACCAUGAACGCCAUCCGAGAGGAGCGGGACCGUCUGCGCAGACGCGUCCGAGAGCUGCAGACGCGUCUCCAGAGCAUUCAGCCCGGCGGUCCGUCCAGCCCCGGGCGUCUGACCCCAGCUGGACGUCCCAUCAACCCCAGCACAGGAGAACUCAGCACCAGCAGCAGCAGCAAUGACAUCCCUGUGGCCAAAGUGGCGGAGCGAGUGAAGCUUUCUAAGACACGAUCAGAAUCACUACCAGCAGAGAGAUCCAUCCUGGGCUCUGAGAUCAGCAGCAUCGGGGUCUCCAGUAAUGUGGCAGAACAUUUGGCUCAUUCCCUUCAGGAUUGCUCCAACAUCCAGGAGAUCUUCCAGACGCUCUACUCGCACGGAUCCGCCAUCUCCGAGAGCAAGAUCCGAGAGUUUGAAGUGGAGACGGAGAGACUCAACAGUCGCAUCGAGCACCUGAAGUCUCAGAAUGAUUUGUUGACCAUCACACUGGAGGAGUGUAAGAGUAACGCGGAGCGGAUGAGUAUGCUGGUGGGCAAAUAUGAGUCCAACGCCACCGCGCUCAGACUGGCCCUGCAGUACAGUGAGCAGUGUAUCGAGGCGUAUGAGCUGCUGCUGGCGCUGGCCGAGAGUGAACAGGGUCUGGUCUUGGGUCAGUUCAGAGCGGCUGGAGUCAGUGCUGUGGGAGAGCAGGCGGGAGAAGAGAGCAUCACUCAGAUCCUGAAGAAAGCUCACGACAGCAGGAAGACGGCGGAGAACGCGGCCAAAGACCUCCUGACCCGGCUGGACGGCAGCUGCGGCGCUGCGUUCGCGGUGACCGGCUGCAGCGUCCAACCCUGGGAGAGUCUGUCGUCCAACAGCCACACCAGCACCACCAGCUCGACGGCCAGCAGCUGUGACACUGAUUUCUCCAAAGACGACGAGCAGCGGUUGAAGGACUACGUCCAGCAGCUGAAGAACGACCGGGCGGCCGUCAAACUGACCAUGCUGGAGCUGGAGAGCGUCCACAUCGACCCGCUCAGCUACGACGUCAAACCUCGCGGCGACUCGCAGAGACUCGACCUGGAGAACGCUGUGCUCAUGCAGGAGCUCAUGGCCAUGAAGGAGGAGAUGGCGGAGCUGAAGGCUCAGCUGUACCUGCUGGAGAAGGAGAAGAAAGCGCUGGAGCUGAAGCUGAGCACGCGUGAGGCUCAGGAACAGGCGUACCUGGUGCACAUCGAGCACCUGAAGUCUGAGGUGGAGGAGCAUCAGGAACAGAGACGCCGCUCGCUCAACUCCACCGGCAGCAGCGCUGGAGGAAAAGACAAGAGCGGGAAGGACUCUGGAGAUUCUCCAGCAAUCAGUCUGUCUGAUCUGAGGAGUCUGAGCGACAGCGACCUCGCGGCGGAGCUCACCGGCGCCCUCAGGAGAGAGAAGAAGCUGAAGGGUCGUGUUCAGGAGUUGGUCGCUGCGUUAGAAAGACUCACGAAGAGCAGUGAAGUCCGUCAUCAGCAGUCUGCGGAGUUCGUUAACGACCUAAAACGAGCCAACAGUAAUCUGGUGGCGGCGUAUGAGAAAGCCAAGAAGAAACACCAGAACAAACUGAAGAAGCUGGAGUCUCAGAUGAUGGCGAUGGUGGAGCGACACGAGACGCAGGUGCGGAUGCUGAAACAGCGCAUCGCUCUUCUGGAGGAGGAGACGUCUCGACCGCACACCAACGAGACCUCGCUCUGAUACACACACACACACACACACACAUGCGCGCUUCUGGACAUUACGGAGCGUGUUUUGAGGACGUUUGUUACUAUAUUACAGUAUUUCACUGCAGAUUCUUCCAUGAAAACUUCUGGACGUCACUGAUGGAGCAAAACACAAGCAGCAACACAACAGGAACACAGAGAAGAUGUUUAUCAGGAUGUUCACGCUGCUCUUUUACAUGCAAAAAAAACAGACUGUCAGGAUACAAAAAGUUAUUAAAUGUUCCGUCAGUCGUAUGACACACAAAAGUCUCCGCAUGAAACGACGGAUCUGGUUUUGUCAAGUGGGAAUAGUUGUCAUGUUUUAUACUAUUCCGUUUUUCCAGUUUGUAAUUAUGAGGUGGACAGAGACUAGUUUUUAUGCUUUUGUUAGUGAUUAUGAACACAGCAGAAAUCCUCUAUCCAUAAGACACAGACAGCCGCAGCACAGACUCAACAAUACUAACAAUAUAAAAUCUCUGGAGAGACAUGAGUGAACGCAGAGAAAUUAUUAUUUUGAGCAAUACGUUUCCUUUAUCUGCUCUUCAUGUUACUGUCCUCAGUUGAACCAGGACGAAUUCAGCCACAGAUGAGAAAACUCAUCAUUUACACAAAGUAUAAAUGUCUAAAUUCAGGCUACAGAUUCACAAACUUCAGAUUUAUCGAAUGUAUAAACCUCUGAAAUAUAAACUUCAUUUAUUAAAACUGCUUAGACAACAUCGAUUCUUCAACGUAUCAUCACUCAGUUUAGGAUCUGUAUAUUAUUUUAUCAGUAACUCUUAAAAAGGUCUCAUUUAGUUAAUGCAUUAAUUAACAUGAACAAAAAAAUACUGUAUUUAUUAAUCUUAGUUAAUGUUAAUUUUUUUUCAUGUUCACACUGCAUUAACAGAUCCAGCAGAUUUUAUCCCUCUGGUGCUCUUCAGUCAUUUUUGACAGAAAAAUUUUACGUUUUGGUUUUUUAGAUUUUUUUUUUUUAUCUUCAUCUGAAUUUUUACGAAACUUCGUAAAUAUUUUGGCACUUGUGAACACACAAAAAUCAUGGACAUGAUUCGAAAAGGUUAAAUGGUCCUGAGAAGAACAGUCACACGUCAUGUUUGCAGUCAAAAAUGGAAAUGAAUGUGAUGCGAAUUUCAUCUAGUGGAAGUGUUCAGUACUGCGCCCAAACCAAAUAUUACUAAAAGCUCAUUUUUUGAGAUAUCAAGCUCAAAUUUGGAACACAACUUGUUUAGAUUUAUGGCUUUGAUUUUCUCACAGUUGUAGAGUAAAACAUGCUUAGGAAUAGAUAUAUUUCAUAUAAAAAUAGUAUCUUUGUGCAUUUUUCAUAACAAUAAACUUGAACUACUAACUUUAAUUUCACUUUUUUCUCAGCAAUAAUCUGCCGUGUGUUCUUCAAAAAGAGACCAAACUUUCACUGGAAAUGUAUUAUCAGGUCUAUGCUCAAAAACUGAAUAAAUGGAUGCAUAAAUAUAAUUUAGUACCAUAAAAUCCCAAAAUACAAAACAUUAUAAAACUAAAAUAUAGAACAUUCGUUUAAUUGAAAUAAAGUCAUCCAUGUGAGCAGCACCAGAGGGUUCAAAUCUGUUAGAGGUAUUGUUCAGUGUUAGUUCAUGUUUACUAAUGUAGUUAACUAAUGCAACCGUAAUGUAAAGUUUUAUCAUAAUAUAGUUUAUUUUUGUAAAAUUUCAGCAUCACGUUUGUUUUUGCUGAUCCCGAGCAGCUCUUUUUUGAUUUUCUAUAUUUAGGAUCUGUUUUGCGUUGAUCAUUCCUGUUGUUCCAAACCAGUUUAGUGAAAAAUACUGUGAAAAAAUAUUUCAUUUGUUCACAUGAAAUUUGAUCCCCCCUUUUCAUUUUCCUGAUCAGCCAGAUGAAUGAAAAUCCUAAGAUUUUUUUGUUUUUGGAUAAAUUCAUAAGUGCAUAAGAAUUGUUUACCAAGUGCAAUGCUUAAAAAAUGUAAUUAUGAACACUUUUAUUUUGAUUAUUUUUCAGGCUGGAAAUAUGACGACAAUCUUCAUUUUUGUGUGAAAUGUUCCUUCUGAUGUAGUUUUCCAGAGGAGCGUAACAUCACAAUAUCAACAAAUGUCACAUUUCAGUUUAUGCAAAAAAAAAAACAGGCUGUUUAUAGUCUCAGCGGUUUGAUUUUCAUCAACACUACAGAAGCACUUUUCCACAGUCUGGUGGAGCGGAUCACCACAUUGCCUUCUGACUGACUUUUUUCCCACUGAUAUUUAUUUUUCCCUCUCCUGCUAAAUAUCAACAAGACCUCAAACUCCACGGUUUUACAUGAUACUGCAACUGUUUACACGCUUGUGCUCCAGAGGUGUUCGUCCCAAACGUCACAGGCUCGGUGAAGAACCUCCUUCCUUCGAUGUUAUUAUGCAUAAACAGUUUUCAUUCAUAUUGAUCACAUUUGGUGAAAUAUUCAAUGCAAUAGAAAUGUAUUCUCUCGUUAGGGCCGUUUGAGUGCCGAUCGGCCCACAGAAAGAUGUGAACAAGCAUUUAAUAAAAUAAUUCAUAUUCAUGCUGGACGAUCAAAUGUAAAGAUUUACAUUUUCAUGGUUUUUCAGAUUUACUUUGCGCAUCAGUAAAUAAAGGAAUAAAUAGAUGGAUGUAGUUUCUUUCCUCAGAAAACCUGGAAUGAUUAUAAGAGAUGAUGUAAAGACGUCAAGACUGUCCUUCCUUUUAUGAAAAGUAUAUACAUAUCCAUUUGAACCGAUGGGCUGGAGAAACUAUAAAGGGUUUGUGAAUUGUACUUUAUUUGCACAGAUCUGUUUAUGAAUCAAAUCUUUGCAAUCAUUUUGUUUUAUUUUAAUACAGAAUGUAUUUGUUUAUAUAAUAAAGAAAUAAUGCAACA
Messenger RNA from Ctenopharyngodon idella (grass carp), 5923 nucleotides. RefSeq names its product colorectal mutant cancer protein. The record is from RefSeq and is a predicted model, not a curated record. The transcript is spliced from 17 exons. The coding region runs from base 581 to 3070 and encodes 829 amino acids. NCBI's taxonomy places the organism in Eukaryota, Metazoa, Chordata, Actinopteri, Cypriniformes, Xenocyprididae. Gene Ontology annotation, molecular function: calcium ion binding.